AUGGCAACCAAUAUAGGAUCAGUAUUCAACAAAUUCCUAUCUCUCUUUAUCCUUCUUGUCCAUCUCGGUUGCUUUAUUUUCACAGCCAAAUUAGAUGAUCCCCACCCUAAUAGCCCACCGCCAACCAAGAAACGCAAAAAAGUCUCUCCUCUUGCUCCCAUCUCUUCUUCCUCUUCUCGCCUGAAACCCCAGAAAGCUCUCUCUUCCUCUUGGUCCUAUCUAAAAAGCAUUUUCUCUUCUAAAACAUCCAAAACUCAAACUCAAUCUGCAACUCCGACUCUAACCUCGGCAAGAUCAUCUCAGCAGUCCAUUGUUACCAUGAUCCCACCAGAAACUCACUUGUCUGAACUUCCACCACGGAAAAAGUCAUCUGGGUCCGAAGAAGAAUCCGAUAUCUCAACAGAUCACCACUUCUUUCCUUUAAGAAACGAUAUCUUUCCAUGCACAGCUUGCGGUGAAAUCUUCCAAAAACCUCAGCUUCUUGAACAACACCAAGUUAUCAAACAUGCUAUCACACAGCUUCUAGAUGGUGAUUCAGGUAAGAAUAUAGUCCAUAUCAUAUUUAAAACUGGGUGGUCUUGUAAAGAGAAGAGCCCAGAAAUCCAUAGAAUUUUGAAGAUCCAUAAUAGUCCAAAGAUACUGUCAAGAUUUGAAGAGUACAGAGAGUUUGUCAAAGCCAAAGCUGCAAGAAACAGUAGUGCUGUCAAGAGAAGAGACGAGAGGUGCAUUGCUGAUGGUAAUGAGCUCCUGAGAUUUUACUGCUCAACUUUUAUGUGUGAUUUAGGACUGAAUGGGGAUUCUAGUAUUUGUAACCAGCAAUAUUGCAGUGUUUGUGGGGUAAUUAAGUCUGGUUUCUCACCCAAGAUGGAUGGAAUUUCUACACUAUCUACUAGUUGGAGAGCCCACACGGCGAUCCCUGAAGAGAUUGAAGAAGAGUUCAAGUUCAUGAAUGUGAAACGGGCUAUGCUAGUUUGUCGGGUAGUCGCCGGUCGGGUCGGGUGUGACUUGGAGGAAGAUGUGGACAAGCAGGACGGUGGGUCCGACUCUGUCCUGGGAAGAGGUGGCAAUGGGAUCCACACCAGGCUGGAUGAGGAGGAGCUGUUGGUGUUUAAUCCAAGGGCUGUGCUUCCUUGCUUUGUGAUUGUAUAUACUGUGUGA
Molecule: messenger RNA, 1158 nt
Organism: Dovyalis caffra
Lineage: Eukaryota; Viridiplantae; Streptophyta; Magnoliopsida; Malpighiales; Salicaceae
Source: the annotation of a GenBank genome assembly